UGACUAAAAAAAAAUCUGCAGUCACAGGUUCCUUUAAAGCUAUACAGAAGUGCCCUUACAAAAACAUGUCUUGUUUCUGGUGAAAUGGAUCCUUCUUUAUCUGACGUCAAGUGACUAAAUUAUUGUUUUCCUGAGAAAGACUCUUGGCUAGGAUUUCCAUUUGUCUUUAUAUGUACUUAGUGAGAGGUGUCUGUGACUAUUCACUUUCACAAAACGAAGAAAAGCAGAGGAGAGAAUCCACGUCUUCAAGAGGCUAAAGGACAGAGUAUCGAAAUGGCCUGGAAAAUGUUCAAAAUUAACGUCAGAAAGUCGAAUGUUCACCUAGGGCUCAGCCGGGGAGAAACGAAAGAAAAAUCAAUAUGCAGCCAAAGAAUGGCUUCAUUUUUCUAGAAGGUGACCCUCCAAGAGAGUCCCUCAGCAACAGCCCCCGAGUUCCAGAAACUGUCCAGAAGCCUGAUGGUCAGCUUCAGCAUCUGUGUGGGACUCAGGCUUCUUGCCCAGUCUUUAUACCAGCAAAAUGCCUGCGGCAGUGGUGGUAACCAGCGUGACACUGCUCCUGAGCGUGGUGCGGGCCUCUCACUCUCUCUGCUCACCCACCAUUUUUUACAGAGACUGCUGGAUCCGUCGCUUUCCGGGUCUUCUGAUUGACCUGGAGGAGUCUCAGAAGCUGGGAGCUCAGUUCCUGAAGUAUUACUCUGAAGGCACUGGCCAGAAAUGCAGCAGGAGCUGCUGCCUUAGGAAGGAUGUUUCCUGUAACGUGGCUGUCUUCUACCAUGAUCCUAUUCACGACAAUGUCAACUGCCUCCAUAUUCACUGCCCAACAUUGGAGAGCUGUGUAUUAGAGCCUGGAACCAGUGCCAUUUUAUACAACAUAACAGAAGGUAUAGAUCCAGAUUUGCUGGUUUUUGAACAGUCACCUCCUGCAUAUCUAAAUACCCGUUCUUCAUCUAACACAGGGGACAGACUAAGGAUUCUAAAAGCUGCAAAUUUAGGUAAACAACAAAGCACCAUGAUAAACCCAACGCUACUGUCAGUAGAGGCACCAUCAUCAAGCACACAUCGAGAUUUGGUUGUAAACACAAACAAGACCAGGUCUUCCAGGGAAUUAACCACAGAUUCUUGGGCAAGCUUUAUUUCCCUGAAUGACUCCAUUACCACAGAGGUAAAUAUGGUGUCACACAGUACUGAUUUCAUCAACAAUCCAGAUAACAAGACCGUUUCUCCUUUCUUUAUGCCAGUAGACACAAAACUUUUUCAUAGGCCUAUUCCAUCCAGACUCAACAGUAGCAAACAAUUACUGAACAAAACCAAGGGGUACAACAGCAGAAACCACACAUCUGAGAAUGAAGACGUGACACCUGAUGGGGCAUCUGUGACUCCAAAUAUGUGGCUGGCUCCAGUGGCCCUCUGUACCUCUGUCAUCUUUCUUGGCUGUUGUAUAAUCAUCCUGGCAUCUGGAUGCUGUAGAAAGCAGAGCCAGUCUAAACCAGGACAGAGAAACGUCAGGAUCCAGGCAAAUUAAAAAAUAAUAAUAAUAAUAAUAACACUCUGAAGGAGAACUCUUAAUAGUAAAAGUUACAGGGAGAUUGUAAGCUUUCAAGAGUAUCAUUUUUAUUUUCUGUAAGACGAGGGCAGUUUGGUUAAAAAAAAAACAAAAAACAAUUGCACAGGAUGCCCACUCCUACCAAUCUCUAAAAAAAGGCCAAUGGUUGAUAAACUUAACUGCUUUUUAAAUUAUU
Panthera uncia (snow leopard) is the source of this 1739-nucleotide messenger RNA. It is a transcript of the gene MANSC4, whose product is annotated as MANSC domain containing 4. Lineage: Eukaryota; Metazoa; Chordata; Mammalia; Carnivora; Felidae. The record is from RefSeq and is a predicted model, not a curated record. The transcript is spliced from 3 exons. Bases 518 to 1522 code for a protein of 334 amino acids.